UGAUCUGAGUAAGGUUGAGCUGACUGAUCAUGAAUAAAAAUUACAUUAAAAAAACAAAUUCAACCCAAGCUGGUUUUCUUAUGACAUCACUCGAUAGCUUGAGAGAACAAAACAUUCUCUGCGAUUUCGAUGUCCAAGUUGGUGACAAAUCGUUCCGUGCUCAUCGCUGUGUCUUGGCAGCGUCGUCAGGAUACUUUAAAGCGAUGUUUUCAAGCAAAAUGAAGGAAUCUCGUGAUGGUUUUAUCAAUAUGAAGGAUGUCGAUCAGAAUGGGAUUUCCCAAUGUAUAGAAUUCAUGUAUAAAGGAGUAGGAAAUUUGAAAAUGGAAUACGUUCAACAAAUCCUGCAAGCAUCCAACCUGUUACAAAUGGUUGGCUUGACUAACUUUUGCUUCCAUUACUUGAAAACCAAUCUUUCUCAUACCAAUUGUCUUUCCGUCAUCAAUUUGGCUCAAGCAUACGAUCGCCUUGAUAUAAAAGAACAAGCAGAAAAUGUUCUGAUCACUAAUUUCCAAUCAGUAAUUUCCUCCGAGAUGUUUUUGUUCAUUAUCAAGCCAGAUCUCCUGCGUUACAUAAAAACUCCAAGUAUGAAUUACCAAACAUCAUGGCAAGCAAUGAUAACAUGGGCAAGAGCAAAAGAUGAAGAUGCAGAGAGAUGUUUUGCCGAUCUUGUUACAGUCAUCAAUAUCCAGACUUAUCCUUUCAAAUUUCUUCUGGAGACUGUGUUGGAAGAACCACUGGUGAAAAGUAAUGACAUUGCAAAGAAUUCAGUCAUCACUGCAUUAUUCUCUGAUGUCAAGAAUCUUGAGACGAAUCUUGAGAUUGACAACUGCUUCAUCCUGAAAAAUCUGGCUGAAACUAAUCAAGCUACCAACCUAGAUGCUGUGAAAAAUGUGAUGAAUCGAUUCCUGGAAGCACAUUUUGAACGAAUCAUUGAGAAAAAAGAGUUCUGUGAUAUCAGCAAGGAUGACAUCAUUGUGAUUUACAAAUCCCCAAACACAAAAUAUUCUUCCGAGACUGUUAAAUGGCACGGAGCUCUUAGAUGGAUAAAGCACGAUAUUCAAAAGAGGAAAAAAAAUUUUCAAGAUUUGUUCGGCCUCCUUGAUCUCCAAAAAUUUCCUCUUCAAUUCUUGGAACAAACGAUCCGCUCUGAGACUUUGGUCAGAGAUUCUCGUAAAUGUUACGAUAUUCUUAUGGAUGAAUUAUUUUCUCGAGCAAGGAAGAAGUCGUCUUCAAUGGAUCUUUCCCCUCAGCAAGCAGCACCUUCAAACACUAGAGUCGAAACAGAAACGUACCAAGCCCAGCAAUUAACAGUUGGAGCUACAAGUACUAGAGGUGAAUAUACAGAAACUUUCUUUGGCAAUACUGCAUCAAGUAGCCACGGGUCUAAGAAUGUCCAAGAACUACAUAUUGGAGCAGUGGGUAGAUACAGAAGUGACACAUCAGAAUCUCAGUCUUCAAGUCAAGCUACUUCAUCUGGUCUAAGAAUCAUCAACCAACAUCCACCUGGUGGAAGAAUGACAGUGGAAAGGUUGGAUGAAUCACUGCCAGGAUAUGAAGGGUGGAGCACUUAUGUCAUCUCCUACUCAUUCCCUGCUGGAAGUCUGAAUGGUGUUUCAUAUGAGGCAAAGAAGUUCACUGAAUAUUUGCCUUUUGCCCCGUACCUUAAGAACUUGCUCCAGGAAGCAUUCAAUGCAGGAUUGCUCUUCAAGAUUCAGAUAAUUGGAAGCAGCCGAGGAAAGAUAAUAUGGAAUGAUGAAUUUCCUCGUAAGACUAACAAACGUGGAGGUCCAAAUGACCAUGGAUAUCCUGAUGAUGACCAUCUCGAUAAACUGUAUAAAGCAUUGAAGACGAAAUUAAAGGCAGCAGGAAUUGAAUACUAACAAUAGAUGAUCAACAAUGGACAUUCAACACUAUCCGGAUAUAUUAGUAUUCGUCUACGGACAAUACUAUAUUGUCUCAUUCAUUGAUUUUGUGGUGCCAUUAUCAAGCAUUCCAUCAAGACACUUAUAAAUAUUAUAAAUUUCGGUGAACUGCAAUAUCAGUCAGAUUGACUCGGAUAUCUUUAAAGGACAUUUUAUAUAUCUCAAGGCAAUUUUCAAAAUAAAACAGCAAACAUUGGGGGUACAGUGGUAAAAAAUAAGUUCCUGUCAUUACCGGAACAGACCCUAAAUUGCCUGAACGGGGUGGAAAAUCCAUCUAAACCUACCGUAACCACCUAUAGCUAUCUUGUAAAAGUUGUGUAGAAAUUGAAUACUAACAAUACAAAAUCAACAAUGGACGUUGCACAUGGACAAUAUAAUAUUAGAACCCCUCCGUUGAUUUUAUAUUGUCAUUAUCAAGCAUUCCAUUAUGCCACUUACUGAAUAUUAUAAUGUUUGAUGAACUGCAAUAUCAGUGGGAUUUGACUCAACCUUUCGUUUUUAAAUCAAACUCUAUACCAGUGGUUUCCAAACAUUUUUGGUACCAUCGCCCCCCUACAGUAGUUUAUAAAAAUGCGAAAAAAAUGUAAAGUCUGAAAUGAAUAUAUUACAGACCGAAUAACGAGAC
This is a messenger RNA of Styela clava, 2547 nucleotides long. The record is from RefSeq and is a predicted model, not a curated record. Lineage: Eukaryota; Metazoa; Chordata; Ascidiacea; Stolidobranchia; Styelidae.